AUGUGCCUAGACAACGAAAAAUCCAAGAAGGAGCUAAAAAUCUUGGAACACAAGCAAAAAAUCCGUGUGGUAAGUCUAGCCAUCAGUGACACAAAAAGGACAACAGCCCGCCUAAAACCAAAAAAGAAAUUCCUCUCCCAAAAACUACAAAGCCUACUGGAUGCUGAGGAUUGGCAAAAUGUAAAAGAAAUGGUCACAAAAAGAACAACCACCGUGUUUAGUGAAAGCAAAAAGAAAGAAACCCGAAAACUGGAUUUUUUGAAAAAGAAGAAAAUCCUAGAGACAGCGGUCCAAGCUGAGUGGAUUGAAAACACAACAACCGUGGAAAUUCCCGACUAUUUGGAACGAGCGCUGCUCCUUGGGCCCAAUUACAACAUCCAACCAAGAACAAACAUACCAUACGUUGCUUUCAUCGCCGACGUUGAGAGCGCAAUAAAACAAAAACCCGACGCAGACGACAUCAGAUCCAGCAUCGCGACGAUGAUCAACAACUACGUCGACUUCCAAAACCAACCGCGCGCCAAAAACAACGAUUGGAUCCAUAAAGACAUCGUGCGUAGCCGAAAGUUUCUCCGAGAACACAACGAAGUAAUCAUCACCAAGGCGGACAAAGGAAAUAAAACCGUCGUGAUGCUAGCUAGCGAGUACAGCGAAAAAAUGACAGCUAUGGUAAGUGACACAACAACGUACACUCCCCUAGCCACAGAUCCAACAGAAAAGAUACUCAAACGCAUCAACACUAUGUUGGACUCGUGGCACGAAAAUAAAUACAUUUCCACUUACACAAAAAACAAGUUAAAAUUGUUCAACUGCCCUCCACCGAGGAUUUACGGUCUUCCUAAAAUUCAUAAAGAAGACCGCCCGCUUCGACCAGUAGUGUCGACAGUGGGGUCAGCUACGUACCGAAUGGCUCAGUUUCUUGCCAACGUGCUACAAAACGUCGUCGGCAAAACGAAACACCACGUGCGUAGUAGCUUCGACUUCGCGUCGGAGAUCACCAAUGUUCGGGUCCCUGAUGGUUGCAUUAUUUACUCGCUGGACGUCGUGUCACUCUACACGAACGUACCGGUUCAAAAUGUGUACGAUAUAAUUGAACAAAAGUGGCGGGAAAUUAGCGAUUACACGCCGAUACCAUGGACUGAAUUCAAACGCGCCCUUCACACAAUACUUGGAGCGUCGUUUUUUCAGUACAAUGGUAAAAUCUUCGAGCAAACUUUUGGCACACCGAUGGGCUCUCCUCUAUCCCCGGUAGUAGCGUCUCUCUUGAUGGAACAACUUGAGGAAACCGCCAUCCAAUGCCUACGAGAUAAAGGUAUCAACCUCGUGAUGUAUAAACGCUACGUCGAUGACUGUUUAAUAGUAGGUUAUGAAAACGACAUAGAUUGCGUGCUAACCGAAUUUAACAGUCAAUGCCCAAGCAUAAAAUUUACGCUGGAAAAAGAAACUGAAAACUCAUUGCGUUUCUUGGAUCUCAAACUUUCUAGGUGUCAAGGAAAGAUUGAGAAAAACUGGUCAAAUGGACAACCAGCUGGCCACAUCAGAAGCAUUAAGAAGCAAACUCUGCGAUCCGUCUGCCCGGGUCGUGGUUUAGAGUCUGCUAGGUUACAUAUGUACUCGGACGGACAAACAAGAUUUGCCGUUGGAUUCCUUGGAGCAUAA
Molecule: messenger RNA, 1659 nt
Organism: Uranotaenia lowii
Lineage: Eukaryota; Metazoa; Arthropoda; Insecta; Diptera; Culicidae
Exons: 2
Coding region: 1-1659 (552 amino acids)
Source: RefSeq, a predicted model, not a curated record